UAGAACAGACGUGCCCACACACAAUCACACACCAUGACGCGAUGCUCGUAAAUGCCAUUGUGUUUUCGAGAAUCGUAUAAAGUACGAUUUAGCAGAACACUCCCGCGCGACGUUGGUUACUCGGUUACGGCGUCAGUCGCUAUUGGACCAUCGUAACGUGAAUAACUACGCGAGUGAGACCGAUUCAAAACACAUAAACAAAAAUGGUUAACUUUACAAGGCUUUCAAUCAUAAAAUUAUUUGAACUUAUCUUAGUAUGUAUCCUUAUCGGAUUGCAUUACCACUCUUUUAAGGGGGAUUCGGAUAUAGAGAUGAUCACAAUGGGUACCUUUGGUGGAUACCUCAUUAUUUUAGUCGGCUUGUUUGCUGGCAGUAUAAUGGGAACUCCAGUUAAUCGUCGUGUGGACCUUUUCUUCUCGUUGAUUGGUUGUGUAUUAUUCAUAGUUACUGGCGCCUUGAAUAUCAAAUUCUUCGAUGAAUAUAUACAGAAAGGCUCAUUGCGUGACACAGGCUUAACAAAAGGCUCCAUUAGUAUCAUUCAAGCUGCACUUUUCCUCAUUGAUUCUUUUCUUACAUUUAGAGGGGAAGCUUAACAAACAAAAAACAUAUUUCAACGCUAUCGAAGGACUACAUAGUCAGCAUUCGAUGAUGUUAAUAAACGUAGGCAUAUUUCGUUUUUAAUCAAGAAGUGUUAUCGAUGUUACAUAUACUGCCAAAGACGGCUGACACUCUCUCUUUUUUUAUUUUAUACAUAUAUAUUUAUAUAUAUAUAUAUAUAUAUAUAUAUAUGUAUUAAAAAAUCCACGUUUCAUAAGAAAACGUUGAGAAACGAAGUUACGCUUAUUAAACUCAAAUAAAAAUAGACUAGAGGUCGGACGAAAAGUAUUGAAAGUACAAAAAGGAUAUAAAGCCCAUUUAGUUUUGCUAUUAUCGAUUAUUAAACU
Vespa mandarinia (Asian giant hornet) is the source of this 944-nucleotide messenger RNA. Its product is annotated as protein snakeskin. Gene Ontology annotation, biological process: septate junction assembly. The record is from RefSeq and is a predicted model, not a curated record. Gene Ontology annotation, cellular component: plasma membrane. Lineage: Eukaryota; Metazoa; Arthropoda; Insecta; Hymenoptera; Vespidae.